AUGCGCGGCUUCUGUCGGAGGCCCAAAAAAGUUUUCGUUCUAGUAUUUAUUGUCCUAUUUGUUGUAUGGUUAUUUGUAACAAUUAUUGAGUUCAGUUUUGGGCUCACUGUCACUACAGAUGAUCUCAUUGCAACUGGUAAAACUCUUCGUAAUGGUAGGCAGCUCAAGGCAUUUAUUACUUCUUCCUAUUACUAUCCGAUUUCUAAAAGUUUGGGUGACAAUGCAUUGGCUCUCGUUUUGAGCAUAAACCUUGUCAGGAAUCCAGCUAACCAAUUGGAACAUAUUUUGUCACCAGAUCCAUCGGAGCUAAUUAUAAUGGCUCAAAAUGCAUCGUCUAGCAUCAUAGUUAGCGCUCCUUACGUAAGGGUGACACCUCACGAAGUCUGUCAAGUAAUAACGAUUUUUGCAACAGUACAACUAAUAUCAAAUGUGAAAAGCAUCAGUAUGCUCGGGGAUAAUGGAAUGGCUGAGAUUCCAUUCGCAAUGCCUUCAUAUACGAAACGAGACGUUGUUGUUUGUACGUCUCCGUUGUUCGUUAGUGAGCAAUGGCAGAACUUUUUGUUAGCGGUUCAUAUUUAUAGAAAAUUCGGAGCUCAUAUGAAUCUAUAUCUGAUCAGUUCUGUUACUUCUUUCUACGAGCUAAUGAAAGAAUAUGAAAGAGAAGGAUACAUGACUGUGCAGCCUUGGGUGAAAGUUGACUUCCCUGGAGUUCCUAAAACCACCGCCGAUCCUUUCAAUCAGAUUGAAUUCCGCAAUCAAGCUGCUUCUCAAACCGAUUGUCUUCUACAGUUCAAGGAAUCUGCUAGAUUUGUAACUUUUCUAGACCUGGAUGAUGUUCUGAUACCCAAAAUAGCACCAACCUAUGCAGAAGAGUUUCAAAAAUUAAUGGAUGGAAAGAAGAAAUUGGCUUAUAUCUUCUACCAUAAAGAAAAUUAUGAUGCAGUGGUAGCGAGAGAUAGUUCCAGAUUCUCGCUAAAGAAAAUGUUCGGUAGUUUGGAAUGUAAACAUAAAAGAGAAACGGGAAAAAUUGUGGUGGAUCCUAGGAAUCUGAACUACACAUGGAUACAUUUUCCGCCGAUUCUCCCGAAUGGAUUAGAAAAAUACGAAGUUACAGAGAAUGUUAUUACUCAUUUGAAAACAAUCGUUUGGACUGAUGACCAGGAACAGAGUGGAAGGAUUCUUAUUGAACCAUUAUAUUUCGACAACUCCACUGCAAAAAUUAUCUCCAGCAAAGAUAUCCUAAGCAUUGAAAAGGACCUUCGAAGAAUGAUAAGAAAGCCUCGGAUCAGAAAAAUCUUCGCAAAACUUCCAAACAUUCAUUACUUCACAGAUCUUGUCGUCAAAUGUUACAACGAUCGAUAUUAUCGAUAUCAUUAUUCUGGAAGACUCGGAGAUAUCAAAUGCCCUGGUCCCCAGUUAUGCGGAUUUAUUCAACAUCCAAAAAUCAAAUGUACUCAUGUCACUGCCACACACAUUCCAAUGGAAACUUUGUAUCCGAUAACUUAUUAUUAUGCGACAGAUGCAUAUUUCACUAGUGAUAUUGGUUGUUAUGCUCAUUAG
Messenger RNA from Caenorhabditis briggsae, 1560 nucleotides. The coding region runs from base 1 to 1560 and encodes 519 amino acids. Lineage: Eukaryota; Metazoa; Nematoda; Chromadorea; Rhabditida; Rhabditidae. The record is from RefSeq and is a predicted model, not a curated record. The transcript has 9 exons.